UAUUAAAUAUUCAUGAAGAAGCCACACAGAUUGUGGAGAAUCCGCUUCAUCUAGCUGACACUCAGAUUGUGGAUAAUACACAAAGUCAAUUUGAGAGUUGUGUGGUGGUAGAAGAAAGAGUGGAUGACAUUCAUGAUGCUGCUACUCAGGUAGUUGCCAUGACAGACCGAAUACAACCAGAUAAUAGUCCAAUAAACCAAAAUAAACAAAAGGAACCUUCCCAAAUUUCUGAAAAUUCAUCUUACAAUAAGGACAUUCAUGAAGCACCUACCCAAGAAGUAGGUUGUUCUGAAAAUAAAGACAAAGAAAAACCGAGCUCACAGUCUUCUUCGCCGACUCAAAUGUUAAACACACAAGACCUGAUUCAAGCAAUUAAUGUGACAAUAAACAGUGCAGAUUCCAAUACACAGGAACUGACAACUCAAGAGAAACAAGACCUUAUUGACAGAAUUGACAAAAAAAAUGAAGACAUUAAUAAAGCGGAAGUGGUGGAUAUUGAAAAAUGUUCAUCUUUAGAAACGUUGAGUUUAAAAAAGAAUACAAUUUUGACUCCGUUCCAGAAGAAAAAUGUCAUUCACAAUAGCCAGACGCCUUCUACAUCUAAAGUGUUUCCAAAUUCUGAAUACGACGAAUCUUUUUUAAAUGAAUCUAAAACUAGCGGCAAAGGUGUCAUAGAAGAAACUAUAAUUGAAAACCCCAAUAGCAAUGACUCAAUUGAUUUUCUAGAAAUGCAGAAUACACAAGAUGGCAUGUUGAGUAAGCCUAUCCAGAAUGAUAUAGAUGACAUAGAAACUAUUGGAUUUAGAAAAAAACCCGUCAAGCAACUGUCAACACAGGAAUCUGUGACUUCUGUUGAUGACACGGAACAAAUUGGUUUCAGAAAAAAACCUAUUAGACAACUGUUAAGCCAAGAUUCAGAUACCGAUAUUGAAUCUCAACAAAUUGGGGUCAAAAAAAGACCUGCUAAGCCACUGGCAGAGGAUUCCGACUCUGAUACAGACAUUGAAGACAAUGUUCAAAAUAGUAAACCUGACGAACCACCUAAAAUCUCUAAUUCAGACUCUGAAACCGAUUGUGAGGAAGAAAUUUUGCAAAAACUCAAUGUUAACACAGUGACAAAGGAUGAUACUUGUGAUAAUGCAGGUAAUAAAAACGAGAUGAACGAUAGCGAUUGUAUACCAGCAACGCAAGAUGCUUUUGCAGAAGCCUUAGGCUAUGAGCCAGCAAGAUCUCAAUUUACAAAUCAGUCGUCAGAAGAAAGUUUCAAGUUGGGAUUGACAGAACUUAUGGAUUAUUCGGAAACAGUUACAGAAAAUAAUAAUGGUAAUGAUAGAAUCGAAGACAUGCCUAAAAUCGAUGAAAAUUUAAAUAAAAAAGAUGCGGUUGACGAAACUGAUGGGGACAAAAUGAACUUAAUGCCCACCCAAAAAAUUGGAGAAAAUAGCAGUUCUUCUAAAAAAUUCACUUUCAAAAAGAAAUCUUGCAUUCUUGAUGAAUCUUUGACCACUAUUUUGAACAAUACCACAAAUAAAGGCGUCAAAGGCAAUGUUGAUAAAGCUGGUGAUGCUGAAAAUACUGAUGUUGAUGACGUUUUCUUGCAACCCACCCAGAAAAUAGUUACUGGAACAUCGGAACAACCAGAAGAUGAUAUUUUCUUGCAACCUACUCAGAAAGUAGACUACGAUGAUACAUCACAAAGAACCGAUGAUGACGUUUUCUUGCAACCUGGAAAACCGAUCAAAAAGAGAGCAAUUAAAAAUAAUACUGAGUUGGAAAAAAUUGAUGAAGACUCUGAUGAUAUUUUCUUGCAACCAACUCAAAAAUUAAUGUUGGAAGAACCGGUGGUGGUAGCCGGUAACAAUUUAAAAAAAGGUUCUAAGAAAACUAAUACUCAAGAUGAUGACGUUUACAUGAUGGCUACUCAGUUGAUUCAAGAGGAUGUAGACCAAAAAACUAAAGACAUACCCAUGACUCAAGAAGACCUCUACAACCAAGCUACCCAAAAAGUAUAUGCUACAUCACAAGAACCAGAUACUGUAAUACAAAAUCAAGACGUUUAUGACUUGGAAACGCAAAAAAUAGAUGAAGUUUCUAUUGUCCAAGUGGAUAAAAUACCAAACGAAGUCAAUACUGAUUCAAAUUUACCAGAUACCCAGCUAGAAAUGCCAUUUAGUAGUCAAACUACACAUUUUAAAAUCGCCGAAGAUUCAAAUCGACCUGGUAAUCCUAUUCUUCGCGAAUUAGACCAUCUGUCAAAUCAAGAUGAAGAAGCUGGCAGCUCUAAUAAAGAUAAUUUGACGAAAACAUGUUUAUUUAAGGAGCCUUUAACGAUUACAGAUAAUACCAAAAGCAAAGCUGAUGAUCCUGAAACUUUAAGCCAGAUCGAAGCGUUUAUUAAAAAGCCUCUACCGCCGGCAGCUACAAGACGAUCUGUUAGAAAAUCGAAUAUAAAUAAAAAACAUGAAGCUCCCGAAACUCUGAGUCAAAUUGAAGCUUUUGUUAAGAAACCUGCUGUAAACGAAUUGUCCAAAAAUGAGGUUCCACCAGGGACAUUGCAUCAAAUUGAGAGUUUCAUCAACAAACCUUUACCGGAAAAACAAGAACUGAUUAAAAAAAAUGAAAUUGAAAUAGUUUCACGAAAGCUGUCCAAACGCAUUUCUUCUAAUUCAAUUACUGUUAAUGAUGAUACGAUUAUUCAUAAUUUAACAGCAAUAAGAGAGGACGAAGAACAGGGACAAUCAUCAUCGAAAUUGUCUGAUGACACAUUGAAUGAUUCAGAAAGAAGUCGAGAACUCAAAAGCGAUGUAGAUCAAAGUUUCGCUUUGCUCGAAUCCAAAAGUUCUAAAGUCAGAAGGAAACCUAAAAAUGAUCCCGAUCUUAACGAAAUUAAAGUUGUCAUAACUUCACACAGACGAUCUAUGGGCGUGGCCGAAAAUUUAACACGGAAUAUCGCUACACCGAUUAGUAAAAAGUCUAAUAAAACUAAUAUUUCAAGUGAUUCUAGUAUUGAAGAGCCUGUAAAAGCUCCUCGCGGAAGAAGAUCUCGAAAGCCAUCGACCAGCAAUGAACCUGAGAAGAAAGUUCCAGUUAGAGGAAAGAAAAUCGAAGAAACGAAAGACUCUGAUACUGGUGAUGGUAAUUCGAAAGCGUCUACUAAGCCUCCUGCUACAAGAAAAACGAGAAAAGCUUCGGUUAGUAGCGAACCAGAACAUGCUCCGAGAAAAUCGAGAAAACUCUCGACUAGUAACGAACCCGAAAAUAUAUCGUCUAAAGGGAAAAAAGCAGAAGAAGCUUUGGAAACAAUCACAGAAGAUGCACCCACCAAAAGAAACGCUAAAAAACAAACUCAUAGUUCGAAAGAUGUGGAAGAUUUCCCUAAGACGGAUAGAAGGAAUAUUAAAAGGCAGAUGAGCGAUUCCAGUGAAAGUGAUUUUGUUCCAAGCGGUCCUUCGACUCCUGCCAAACGGGGUAGGAUAGGUACCGCCAAGGUAAAUAACGUUCCUUCAACAGAUACGAGCGGCAAAAGUAGGGACAGUAGCGCGUCUAGUGAAAAUAUGACUACUCCGAGGAAGGUGAAAAUUUCUAUUAAGGCGGAAUCUCUACUAGCGUCGGUAGAGAGAUCAAAAAGAAAACAGAAACCGAAAGUAGUAUUUACUAUGUUGGAUAGUCCACAAUUGGAAUCAUUUAUCAAACAUUUAGGUGGUAGUAUUGUGGAUACAGUCGAUUCUUGUACUGUGCUGGUUACACAAAGUAUAAAGAGAUCCCAAAAAUUAUUAACUGCCGUAGCCCAAGGAAAACCAAUUUGUUCUCCAGAAUGGAUUAGGUCUUCGAAGCAACAUAACGAUUUUUUAGAUCCUUGGGAUUACUUAUUAGUUGAUAAAGCCGCGGAAAAGAAAUGGGACUUUUCACUGCGGGAAUCCCUCAUAAAAGCCGGUGAUAAUAAACUUUUGGAAGGUUAUAUUUUUCAACUAAUGGUCACCAACGCCUUAGACGUGUUAAAAGGUGCUAUUGAAGCGAGUGGUGCAAAAAUCGUAACAAAGCAGCCAACCAAAUCUGAACUGAAUAGUUUUAUAAUAAUCGCAACGGCGGACCAAAAAUCGAAAUUCCAGAGGAUCAAAAAGCAACAUCCCGAAGUUAGAGUGAUAGAACCGGAAGCUAUCUUUGACGGCGUCUUGAGACAAGAAUUUAGACUAUCCCGACAUCUCAUAGCAUAACAAAUACAUUGAUAUUCGGAAUUGGUAGUUUAUGUCUCAUACAUGCAUUUAAUAUGCAAAAUUAUUUUUGUUAUUGAAACGAAGGGGAAUACUUAUUAUAUUUACUUCAAUCUAAAUAUGUAUGCCAAAUAAAAAGUAAUUAAAGCCUGUACAUUUGAAAAACUAGAAUAAUUUAUAUUUUUGUGUAUAUGGAAUUUAAGAAAAAGAAAAUUGUUUUAUUAUUCAAAAUGGUUAAUCAGAGCCCAACAUUUUCCGAUACCGAAUAGUCCUCUGCAAACUAAAUGGCUCCAUUUGAAAAUAGACCUUCCGAAACAGCGUUAAUUGUAAAUAUAGAACCUUAGAACAUUACUUAAGUUUACAUAUAUUUUUUUAAAAACUGUAUAGAAUAUAUUUCAAUUAUAGACAAACUAAUGUUUUAUACUAUUUUAUUUAAGAAAAUGUUAUUUUUUAAGUGUAUAAGUUCAUUGUUAUAAAAUAAAACCUGAGUAUUUAAGAACCUGUGCAUUGAAUGAUGUUUGUUGUACCACUGGGAAUGAUUUCGAAUUUGAC
This is a messenger RNA of Psylliodes chrysocephalus, 4763 nucleotides long. The record is from the annotation of a GenBank genome assembly. NCBI's taxonomy places the organism in Eukaryota, Metazoa, Arthropoda, Insecta, Coleoptera, Chrysomelidae.